Messenger RNA from Condylura cristata (star-nosed mole), 10954 nucleotides. RefSeq names its product myosin XVA (gene MYO15A). Gene Ontology annotation, molecular function: cytoskeletal motor activity; protein binding; ATP binding. Lineage: Eukaryota; Metazoa; Chordata; Mammalia; Eulipotyphla; Talpidae. The record is from RefSeq and is a predicted model, not a curated record. Gene Ontology annotation, cellular component: myosin complex; cytoskeleton. Bases 1 to 10617 code for a protein of 3538 amino acids. The transcript has 65 exons.
AUGGCGAAGGAGGAAGAUGAAGAGAAGAAAGCCAAGAAAGGGAAGAAAGGGAAGAAGGCUCCGGAGCCCGAGAAGCCCAAACGGAGCCUAAAAGGAACAUCGCGCCUGUUCAUGGGCUUCCGCGACCGCACGCCCAAGAUCUCCAAAAAGGGGCAAUUCCGGAGUGCGUCGGCCUUCUUCUGGGGUCUCCACACUGGCCCGCAAAAGACCAAACGCAAGCGGAAGGCACGCACGGUGCUCAAGUCCACGUCGAAGCUCAUGACGCAGAUGCGCGUGGGCAAGAAGAAGCGAGCCAUGAAGGGCAAGAAGCCUUCCUUCAUGGUGAUCCGCUUCCCCGGCCGGCGCGGCUACGGCCGCCUGCGGCCCCGCGCGCGGUCGCUCAGCAAGGCGUCCACGGCCAUCAACUGGCUCACCAAGAAGUUCCUCAUCAAGAAGGCCGAGGAGUCCGGCAGCGAGCAGGCCACGCUGGACGCCUGGCUCAACCGCUCCGGCUCCCGCGUGGGCUCCAGCAAGCUGCCCUUCCCCUCGGGCGCCGAGAUCCUGCGGCACGGAGGCCGCCUCCGGAGGUUUCCCCGCAGCUGCAGCAUUUACGCGUCGGGCGAGCCGGUGGGCUUCCUGCCCUUCGAGGACGAGGCCCCGUUCCGGCACUCCGGCUCCCGCAAGUCACUGUACGGGCUCGAGGGCUUCCAGGACCUGGGCGAGUAUUAUGACUAUCACCGCGAGGGCGACGACUACUAUGACCAGCAGUCGCUCUACCAGUACGAGGAGGAGCAGGAACCCCACCUGGCCGGCUAUGACCCCUACGGCCCCUACGGCCCCCACGGCCCCUACGGCCCGGCCUGGCUGUCCCGAGCCUACCCGCCCGAGGACCCCUACGACUAUUACCACCCAGACUACUAUGGCGGCUCCUUCUACCCCGGAUACACCUACGGCUACGGCUACGAUGAUUAUGAGCCCCCCUAUGCGCCCCCAUCGGGGUAUGCGUCUCCCUACAGCCACUAUGAUGGCUACGAAGGUGAGGCGUAUCCGCACGGCUACUACCUGGAUCCUUACGCACCUUACAACGCACCGUACCAGCCCUACGACCUCUCAUACGACCUCCCGUACGACAUACCCUACUUUGAUCCCUAUGGGGCGCCCUAUGGUGCCCCUUAUGCGGAAGGCAUCUAUGGUGGAGGGGACGAGGCCAUCUACGCCCCAGAAGUGCCCUAUCUUUACCCGGAGGAGUCCCCCUUCGCGUACCCGUGGGUACCACCACCCAUCCUGACGCCCCACAACCCAUACGCGCACCCCAUGGAUGACAUCGCAGAGCUGGAGGAGCAGGAGGAGCCGGAGGCGGCGGGGGCGGCGGGGGCGGCGGGGGAGCGGCAGAGCACUUCCUUCCGCCUGCCGAGCUCCGCCUUCUUCGAGCAGCAGGGCAUGGACAAGCCUUCCAGGUCCAAGCUGUCCCUCGUCCGGAGAUUCCGCCUCUUCCCGCGGCCCCAGGUGAAACUGUUCGGGAAGGAGAAACUGGAGGUGCCCUUGCCCCCCUCUCUGGACAUCCCUCUGUCCUUGGGGGAUGAGGAUGACGACGAGGAAGAGGAGUUGCCGGUGCCCACCGUGCGCUACGCACACCCCUUCUGGGGCUUCCUCACGCCGCGCCAGCGCAAUCUCCAGCGCGCGCUGUCCGCCUUCGGCGCCCACCGCGGCCUGGGCUUCAGCUCGGACUUGGGCCGCCCUCCACCUCGCCCGGCCACUUCACUGGCCCGGUUCCUCAAAAACACUCUGUCUGAGAAGAAGCCCAUCCCGCGGCUCAGGGGCAGCCAGAAGGCCCGGCUGAGAAGCCCGGCAGUCAGGGAGGCAGCCUACAAGCGCUUUGGCUACAAACUGGCCGGCAUGGACCCCGACAAGCCCAGCACGCCCAUCAUGCUGAGGAGGACCCAGGCGCGGGCUCGCAACAACAACAACUCCCACCGCCCGGCCUCGCCUGCGCCCUCUCCCGUGCCCACCCCAGCGCCCGUGCCCAGGACACCCACCCACUGGAGCGAGCUCGUCUCCCCUCCUGCAGCCCGCAGGCCCCGCAGCCCCGGCCCCCCGCCGGCCCCACCCUUCUCCCCUGUCCUCUCUGGCCUGCCCCGGCCCUCAGCCUCGCCCUAUGGCUCCCUCCGCUGGCGUCCGCCACCCUGGGCCGCUCCUGCCCGUGUGCCCCUCACACCGCAGACAAGUUGGUGGGCUUUCAUGGAGCCCCCUCCCUUGAGGCGCGAGGUGCCCCCUGACCCGCUGGCCUUCCCUGGACCCCGGCCCUCCUUCAGAGGCUCCCGGCGGCGAGGGGCUCCCUUUGGCUUCCCCGGGCCCUCCCCACAGGCCUCUCGCAGGCCCACCUGGACGCCCCGGCCCUCACCCCAGCCCUCCCUGAGGAGCCUGCCGGGCCUGGGUUACCGCUCACCAAUGGGUCCUGCGUCCCCUCAGCCGUCCAUGCGGGCCGGCCCCUUCCAGCCUCCUUUCUCACCCCCACCCCGCCGACCCCGCUCCGUGCGAGAGACCCGGCCCCUGCACAGAGCCUCUCAGCGCCUGGGGCCACCCCUCUCCCCUGUGCUGGGGUCCCCACGGCCGCCAUCGCCACCCCCUCUGCUGGGCCCCAGAGCUAGGCACCGCUCGCUCAACCUGCCCUCUCCCCUUCCACAUACGUGGCGCCGCCUCAGCGAGCCACCCACAAGGGCAGUGAAGCCGAGGGUUCGCCAGCCUUUCCACAGGCCUCCAGGAUCCUGGCCCACAGGUGCCCCAGAACACUCAGAGAGCCAGCAGGAGCCAGAGGACUCGGAGACGCCCUGGACAGUACCCCCCCUAGCUCCCAACUGGGAUGUGGACAUGCCUCCCACCCAGCACCCACCCUCACCCUGGCCAGCAGCCCCAGGAAGCCGCAGACGCUUUUCCAGACCUCCCACUGUGCCUGAAAACCCCUUUCUCCAGCACAUGGGCCCUGUUCCACCCCCUGCUCCCCAGUCUGAGCACCUCGCCUCUGACCCUACCAGUGUCUUCCUGGGUAGACAUCAUGACCUGGGUCCUGGACAGCUGGCCAAAUCUGCCUGCCCGAUCCCUGAGAAGCCUGAAGAGGAGACUGCUCCUGUGGAUCCCCAACUGUCAGCAGAACCUGAUCCCCCAAUCCCAGCCUCCCCCAAGAAACACUCCCCAGAGCAGAAGGCACUAAGGCCUAGCCUCUCCCACCCACCGGCUGAAUGUGAUAAAACAAGGGCCACGUGGCCACCCUGGCGCCGCUGGGGGACUCUACCCAGCUCCCCAGCCCCCUUGGCACCUACUGGGGCCCCAGGGCCUCUGCCCAAGAGGGGUGAGCAGCGUCAGGCAGGCCUUGGCCGUUUUGCUGUGGUCCUGCCACAGGUGCAAAAGCUGAGCUCUUUCCAGAGAGCUGGUCCUGCUGCCCUGCAGCCCUCUACCCAGCUGCCCCAGGACCCAGAGCCCAGCACCAAACCAAGAGCCUGGAAUGUGCUCUGGUCCUGCCUCUGGCUACUGAUGAAGGCCCACCAACACUGGCUGCACAGCCAGCCCUCGUCCUGCCGCCUAGGCCCCGGAGACACCUGCCUGCCCCGUGGGGACUCUUGGGAAGAGGUUGGCCCCAAAAGCUGGUGGAACAAGAUGUACUCCAUCCGAAACCUGCCGUCUGCACGGUCCCGCGAGCAGAGGAGAGAGGAUGGUGUGGAGGACAUGACACAGCUGGAAGACCUCCAGGAGACCACCGUGCUGUCCAACCUCAAGACUAGAUUUGAACGGAACCUCAUCUACACGUACAUCGGCAGCAUUCUGGUGUCGGUGAACCCGUACCGCAUGUUUGGCAUCUACGGGCUGGAGCAGGUGCAGCAGUACAGUGGGAAAGCCCUGGGAGAGAACCCCCCGCACCUCUUUGCAAUUGCAAAUCUCGCCUUCGCCAAAAUGCUUGAUGCCAAACAGAAUCAGUGCAUAAUCAUCAGUGGAGAAAGCGGCUCUGGAAAAACUGAGUCUACAAAGUUGAUUCUGCGCUACCUGGCCGCCAUGAACCAGAAACGGGGCAUCAUGCAACAGAUAAAGAUCCUGGAGGCUACACCCCUCCUGGAGUCCUUCGGUAACGCCAAAACCGUCAGGAACGACAACUCCAGCCGCUUCGGGAAGUUCGUGGAGAUCUUUCUGGAAGGGGGCAUGAUCUCUGGUGCCAUAACCUCCCAGUACCUGCUCGAGAAAUCCAGGAUUGUGUUCCAAGCCAAAAAUGAGAGGAACUACCACAUCUUCUAUGAGCUGCUGGCUGGGCUACCUGCGCAGCUCCGACAGGCCUUCAGCCUACAAGAGGCCGAAACCUACUACUACCUGAACCAGGGUGGCAACUGUGAGAUCUCCGGGAAGAGUGACAGCGAUGACUUCCGCCGGCUGCUGGCCGCCAUGGAGGUGCUGGGCUUCAGCGGGGAGGACCAGGACAGCAUCUUCCGCAUCCUGGCCUCCAUUCUGCACCUGGGCAACGUUUACUUCGAGAAGUAUGAGACAGGUGCACAAGAGGUGGCUUCGGUGGUGAGUGCCAGGGAGAUCCAGGCUGUGGCGGGGCUGCUACAGAUCUCCCCCGAGGGCCUGCAGAAGGCCAUCACCUUCAAAGUGACGGAGACAAUGCGAGAGAAGAUCUUCACACCCCUGACUGUGGAGAGUGCUGUGGAUGCCAGGGAUGCCAUCGCCAAGGUCUUGUAUGCACUCCUGUUCAGCUGGCUCAUUGCCAGGGUCAACGCACUGGUGUCCCCUCGGCAGGACACACUAUCCAUUGCCAUCCUGGACAUCUAUGGCUUUGAGGACCUGAGUUUCAAUAGCUUCGAGCAACUGUGCAUCAACUAUGCAAAUGAGAACCUUCAGUACCUUUUCAACAAGAUCGUCUUCCAGGAAGAGCAGGAGGAGUACAUUCGAGAACAGAUAGACUGGCGUGAGAUCACCUUUGCUGACAACCAGCCUUGCAUCAACCUCAUCUCGCUGAAGCCCUAUGGCAUCCUGCGCAUCCUCGACGACCAGUGUUGCUUUCCCCAGGCCACAGACCACACAUUUCUGCAGAAGUGCCAUUACCACCAUGGCGCCAACCCGCUCUACUCCAAACCCAAGAUGCCACUGCCCGAGUUCACCAUCAAGCACUAUGCAGGCAAAGUCACCUACCAGGUGCACAAGUUCUUGGACAAGAACCAUGACCAGGUGCGGCAGGAUGUGCUAGACCUCUUCGUGCGAAGCCGAACACCGGUGGUAGCGCACCUCUUUUCCAGCCACGCCCCACAGGCUGCCCCUCAGCGCCUGGGCAAGAGCAGCUCCAUCACCCGGCUCUACAAGGCGCACACUGUGGCUGCCAAGUUCCAGCAGUCGCUCUUGGAUCUGGUGGAAAAGAUGGAGAGGUGUAACCCCUUGUUUGUGCGUUGCCUGAAGCCCAACCACAAGAAGGAACCAGGUCUCUUUGAGCCAGACGUGGUAAUGGCACAGCUACGCUACUCGGGGGUGCUGGAGACUGUGCGGAUCCGUAAGGAGGGGUUUCCGGUGCGACUGCCCUUCCAGGUGUUCAUCGACAGAUACCGCUGUCUGGUGGCCCUCAAGCACAACCUGCCAGCCAGUGGGGACAUGUGUGUAUCGGUGCUGGGCCGCCUGUGCACGGUCAUGCCAAGUAUGUACCGUGUCGGCAUCAGCAAGCUGUUCCUUAAGGAACACCUACACCAGCUGCUGGAGAGUAUGCGGGAGCACGUCCUGAACCUGGCCGCCCUCACUCUGCAGCGCUGCCUCCGGGGCUUCUUCAUCAAGCGGCGUUUCCGUUCUCUGCGCCGCAAGAUCAUCCUGCUACAAAGCCGGGCCCGUGGCUACCUGGCCAGGCAGCGGUAUCAACAGAUGAGGAGAAGCUUGAUGAAGUUCCAGUCCCUGGUGCACACAUACAUGAACCACCGGCGUUACCUCAAGCUGAGGGCAGAGCGGAGGCUCCGGGUGGAGGAGGCACGGCUACGGGAGCAGGAGGAGCUGAGCAAGCGGGAGGUGGUAGCUGUGGGACACCUUGAGGUGCCUGCUGAGCUGGCUGGGCUCUUACAAGCAGUGGCAGGCCACAGACCGACCUGUGGGUCCCAAGUGGCCCCUGUGCGGACGCCCCGGCUGCAGGCUGAGUCCCGUGUCACACUUCCCUUAGACAUCAACAACUACCCCAUGGCCAAGUUUAUUCGGUGCCACUUCCAGGAACCUGCCUUUGGGAUGCUGACAGUGCCCCUGAGGUCACCCCUCACACGGCUGCCAGUGGAGUGCCACUUGGAAGCAUUGAGCAUCUUCAAGCUGAUCCUGCGGUUCAUGGGCGACCCCCAGCUGCGCGGUGCCCAGGAGAACGUCUUCGGGAACUACAUCGUGCAGAAGGGCCUGGCGGUGCCCGAACUGCGGGAUGAGAUCCUGGCACAGCUGGCCAACCAGGUGUGGCGCAACCCCAGUGCCCACAAUGCCGAGAGGGGCUGGCUUUUGCUGGCUGCCUGCCUCGGUGGCUUUGCACCUUCCUCUCGCCUCAACAAGUAUCUGCUCAAGUUUGUGUCUGAUUAUGGGCAGAACGGUUUCCAGGCUGUGUGUCAACACCGCCUCAUGCAGGCCAUGGGCCGAGCCCAGGUGCAGGGCUCUGGGGCUGCCCGCACCUUCCCCCCAACACAACUCGAGUGGAUAGCAACCCAGGAGAAGGCCGGCAUGGCCCUGGAUAUAGGCUGCUUCACAGGUGACCAGUUCUCCUGCCCGGUGCACUCCUGGAGUACAGGCGAAGAGGUGGCUGGAGACAUUUUGAGGCACAGGGGGCUGAUAGAUGGCUGGCGUGGCUGGACAGUGGCCAUGAAGAACGGGAUGCAGUGGGCAGAGCUGGCAGGCCAUGACUACGUGCUGGACCUGGUGUCAGACCUAGAGCUGCUCAGAGACUUCCCGCGACAGAAGUCCUACUUCAUUGUGGGUUCAGAAGGGCCCAUGGCCGGCAGGGGAGGCCCCAAAGCGGUGUUUUGGAACAGCUGGGACUCAGAUGAGGACACGCCCACGAGGACCCAGACCCAGGGGCAUGCCCCCAAAGUGCCUGACUCCGAUGGGUAUUGCAGCCACAAUGAAGAUGGUACAAAUGGGGACACUGAGGCCCAGAGAGGGACAGCUAUCCACCAAGCCUCCGAAGGCCUUGGAGAGCCUGCUGUGCCCCAGAAAGGACUGGACUGCUACCUGGACAGCCUCUUUGACCCCGUGCUGUCCUAUGGGGAUGCGGACCUGGAGAAGCCAACAGCCAUUGCCUACCGCAUGAAAGGGGGAGGCCAACCUGGUGGAGGUGGCAGAGGCAGCACUGAAGAUAUCCCCAAGAGGCCCCCAGAGCCAAAGCCAAAACCAAUCCCAGGCCUGGAUGCUUCCACGUUGGCUCUGCAGCAAGCCUUCAUCCACAAACAGGCUGUGCUGCUGGCCCGGGAGAUGACCCUGCAGGCCAUGGCACUCCAGCAGCAGCCUCUGAGCCCCACCCCAAUACCCUCGUCCCCAGAGAAGCCUCUGGCGCCAGAAGCACGACCGAAGUUUGUAGGCACUGGACCCCCAGCCAAACCUGUACUCCUGCGCUCGACCCCAAAGCCCCUGACCCCAGCCCCUCUGGCCAAGGCCCCAAAGCCCCUCAUCAAGCCCGUGGCUGCCCCCAUUCUCACUCAGAACAGGACUUCUCCAGAGAUCACUGCACCCUCCCCAGAGCUGGUCCGUUACUCCACGCUCAACUCCGAGCACUUCCCACAGCCCACACAGCAGAUCAAGAACAUUGUGAGGCAGUGUCAGCAGCCACCCCGGGGAGGCCGGCCGGAGGCCUUCAGGAAGGAUGGCGGGAGGGUGUUCGUGAAGCGGCCAGACCCCCACGAGGAGGCCCUGAUGAUCCUGAAGGGGCAGAUGAGCCAUCUGGCAGCAGCACCUGGCAUGCAGGCGCCCCGAGAGACUGUGGCCCUGGUGAAGCCAGUGACCAGUGCAUCGAAGCCGUCGAUGGGGCCCACUCCAGAGCUGCCUUCGAGGUCACUGGAGCCUGCAGAGGAACCCGUGCAGACACAGCUGCACCGUCUCAACCCCAACUUCUACGGCUACCAGGACGCCCCCUGGCGGAUCUUCCUGCGCAAAGAGGUGUUUUACCCCAAAGAUAGCUACAGCCACCCCGUGCAGCUGGACCUCCUGUUCCGGCAGAUCCUGCAUGACACGCUGUCCGAGGCCUGCCUGCGCAUCUCUGAGGAGGAGAGGCUUACGAUGAAGGCUCUGUUUGCCCAGAACCAGAUGGACCCACAGCGGCCCCUGGUGACAGAGAGUGUGAAGCGGGCUGUGGUCAGCACUGCACGUGACAGCUGGGAGAUCUACUUUUCCCGCCUCUUCCCCGCCACGGGCAGCGUGGGCACUGGCGUGCAGAUCCUAGCUGUGUCCCACACGGGCAUCAAACUCCUGCGGAUGGUCAAAGGCAGCCGGGAGGCCAGCGGGCAGCUGCGGGUACUUCGUGCAUACAGCUUUGCCGAUAUCCUGUUUGUGACCAUCCCCUCCCAGAACAUGCUGGAGUUCAACCUGGCCAACGAGAAAGUCAUCCUCUUCUCAGCCCGCGCUCACCAGGUCAAGACCCUGGUGGAUGACUUCAUCUUGGAGCUGAAGAAGGACUCGGACUAUGUGGUCGCUGUGAGGAACUUCCUGCCUGAGGACCCAGCGCUGCUGGCCUUCCACAAGGGUGACAUCAUUCACCUGCAGCCCCUGGAGCCACCUCGAAUGGGCUACAGCGCUGGCUGUGUUGUCCGAAAGAAGGUCGUGUACCUGGAGGAGCUGCGGCGUAGAGGCCCCGACUUUGGCUGGAGGUUCGGGACCAUCCAUGGACGCGUGGGCCGCUUCCCUUCAGACUUGGUGCAGCCUGCAGCUGCCCCUGACUUUCUCCAGCUGCCAGCAGAGCCAGGCCGGGGCCGGGCAGCUGCAGUGGCCGCCGCUGUGGCCUCCACCGCCGCUGCACGGGAGGUGGGCCGCAGGAGGGAGGGUCCCCCUGUCAGGGCUGGCUCAGCUGACCAUGGGGAGGGCAGCCUGGCUCUCCCACCACACACAAUGCUCGAGUUUGCCCAGAAGUAUUUCCGAGACCCUCAGAAGAGACCCCAGGAUGGCCUCAGGCUGAAAUCCAAGGAGGGCCGGGAGUCCAGAACCUUGGAGGACAUGCUUUGCUUCACUAAGACCCCACUACAGGAAUCACUCAUCGAGCUCAGUGACCUCAGCCUCAACAAGAUGGCCACAGACAUGUUCCUAGCGGUGAUGAGGUUCAUGGGAGACGCCCCGCUGAAGGGCCAGAGCGAACUGGAUGUGCUUUGUGCUCUACUGAAGCUGUGUGGAGACCACGAGGUCAUGCGGGAUGAGUGUUACUGUCAAGUUGUAAAGCAGAUCACGGACAACACCAGCACCAAGCAGGACAGCUGCCAGCGAGGCUGGAGGCUGCUGUACAUCGUGGCUGCCUACCACAGCUGCUCUGAGGUCCUCCAGCCACACCUGACUCGCUUCCUCCAAGAUGUGAGCAAGACUCCAGGCCUGCCCUUCCAGGGGAUCGCCAAGGCCUGUGAGCAGAACCUGCAGAAAACGUUCCGCUUUGGUGGCCGUCUGGCGCUCCCCAGCAGCAUGGAGCUUCGGGCCAUGUUGGCGGGCCGCAGUUCCAAGAGGCAGCUCUUUCUUCUUCCUGGAGGUCUGGAGCGCCAUCUCAAAAUCAAAACAUGCACUGUGGCCCUGGAUGUGGUGGAAGAGAUUUGUGCUGAGAUGGCCCUGACACGCCCCGAGGCCUUCAAUGAGUAUGUCAUCUUUGUGGUCACCAAUCGAGGCCAGCACGUGUGCCCACUCAGCCGCCGCGCCUACAUCCUAGACGUGGCCUCAGAGAUGGAGCAGGUGGAUGGUGGCUACAUGCUCUGGUUCCGGCGUGUGCUCUGGGACCAACCACUCAAGUUUGAGAACGAGCUGUAUGUGACCAUGCACUACAAUCAGGUCCUCCCUGACUACUUGAAGGGGCUCUUCAGCAGCGUCCCGGCCCACCGGCCCAGUGAACAGCAGCUGCAGCAGGUAUCCAAGCUAGCUUCGCUGCAGCACCGGGCCAAGGACCACUUCUACCUGCCCAGUGUGCGGGAGGUCCAGGAAUACAUUCCAGCCCAGCUCUACUACACUGUGGCCGGCUCAGCCUGGCUCAACCUGGUCAGCCAGCACCGGCAGCAGACACAGGCGCUCAGCCCCCACCAGGCACGUGCACAGUUUCUAGGCCUCCUCAGUGCCUUCCCCAUGUUCGGCUCCUCCUUCUUCUUUGUCCAGAGCUGCAGCAGCAUGGCGGUGCCAGCCCCUUGUAUCCUUGCUGUUAACCUUAAUGGGCUCAACUUUCUCAGCACCGAGACCCAUGAGCUAAUGGUGAAGUUCCCCCUGAAGGAGAUCCAGUCGACACAAACCCAGCGGCCCACGGCUAGUUCCAGCUAUCCCUAUGUGGAGAUUGCACUGGGGGAUGUGGCCACCCAGCGUACCAUGCAGCUGCAGCUGGAGCAGGGCCUGGAGUUGUGCCGCGUGGUGGCUGUGCACGUGGAGAACCUACUCAGUGCUCGUGAGAAGCGCCUCACGCUGCCCCCCAGUGAGAUCACCUUGCUCUGAUCCAGUUCCCAGCAAUCUAGUUGCCCUCUGUCAGAAUCUGCACUGUCAGUUCCAGGGGCAUUACUGGGUUUCUUUGGGGGAGACCAAGAGGAUACUGGAGGAACAACCCAGAGUACCUCCAAGAAUCAACCCAAAGUUGGAUGGCAUCAGUGUGCAGACUUGGGUUGGAUGGCAGGAAGAACCUGCACAGGCUGGCCGGUAGGGCCUCCUGCCAUGGAUCCAUUGCAGGCCCCGCUCCUGACUCCCACCUGCAGUGAGGCAGCCUCUGCCAGCAGCCUGCAUAACUGAUGCUCAAAUCUGCUCCUACCCACAUUGCAUUCCUCCACAUACCACCUCA